AUGCCACUUCCAACAUCUGAGGAUUGGCGAAAUUGUGCAAGACGAUUUGGAGAACUCUGGGAUUAUCCCUUUGCCAUCGGAGCACUGGAUGGAAAACAUAUUCCUUUGUAUAAUCCAAUUCACGCUGGUUCCAUGUACUAUAACUACAAAGGCUAUCCUAGCAUUGUUUUGAUGGCAUUCAGUGAUGCAGACUCCUGUUUUAUUCUUACUGAUUGUGGCCAGUACGGCAGGAUUAGCGAUGGAGGAGUUUCUGCAAAUACUUGCAUGUGUAAAAUGUUAAAUAAUGGCAAACUGAACAUUCCGAGUGAUGGUUUUCGAGUGAGUACAUCCGACCUGGAAAUUCCAUACAUGAUAAUUGCUGAUGAGGCUUUCCCGUUAAAGGCACAGUUGAUGAAACCAUAUCCAGGGCGUGGUAUGGAUGAUAUGAGAAGAGCUUACAAUUAUCGCCAUUCGCGUGCCCGACGUUCUGUAGAGUGUGCAUUUGGCAUUCUAGCGAAAAAAUUCGAAAUAUUUCAGAGAGCUAUGCGCCUUCAACCAGACAAGGCUGUUAUGGUAACAAAUGCUGGAUGUGUCCUUCACAAUUUUAUUCGUCGUCGUGACGGACAAUUGAUUGAUCGAAGUUCAGACAUUGUUUAUGAAGAAAUAGCUCCCCUUGGAGGAGGUAUGAUCCACCUUCAACGGCAGGGUGGAGGGAGAGCAGCGGAUAGGGCAGUUGCCAUUCGAGACGCUAUCAAAGACUUUGUUACCCAUCCAGACGGCACUGUGUUCUAG
This is a messenger RNA of Gigantopelta aegis, 771 nucleotides long. RefSeq names its product protein ALP1-like. NCBI's taxonomy places the organism in Eukaryota, Metazoa, Mollusca, Gastropoda, Neomphalida, Peltospiridae. The transcript has a single exon. The record is from RefSeq and is a predicted model, not a curated record. The coding region runs from base 1 to 771 and encodes 256 amino acids.